This is a messenger RNA of Branchiostoma floridae (Florida lancelet), 4586 nucleotides long. Its product is annotated as eukaryotic translation initiation factor 4E type 3-like. The transcript is spliced from 7 exons. Lineage: Eukaryota; Metazoa; Chordata; Leptocardii; Amphioxiformes; Branchiostomatidae. Gene Ontology annotation, molecular function: translation initiation factor activity; RNA 7-methylguanosine cap binding. Bases 40 to 699 code for a protein of 219 amino acids. Gene Ontology annotation, biological process: translational initiation. Gene Ontology annotation, cellular component: eukaryotic translation initiation factor 4F complex. The record is from RefSeq and is a predicted model, not a curated record.
GUAUGUUUUCGUCACGUGACGUGGCUGUCCCGGGCCAAGAUGGCGGCGUCGACAGUCGAUUCUCUGCAGAGUCCCGAACCACCGGUGCCAGGCUCCUCUCCAAAACUGCCCCGAGCCGCCAUAGACGGCAUCCAGAGAAACGAGAAGACGGGCAUCCCCCUCAACACAGCAUGGACCUUCUGGCUGGACAAGUCAGUAAGAGGAGCAACAGCAGCAGAGUACGAGGCCAACCUGAGAAAGAUUUACACUGUCAACACAGUAGAGAGUUUCUGGGGGGUGUUCAACAACAUUCCUGACGUCUCAGAGAUCCAGGAUCGCUAUGGUUACCACCUCAUGAGAGAGGAGCGCAGACCGAUAUGGGAGGACGAGUGCAACAUGAGAGGAGGGUACUGGAAAAUGAAAUGUUUCAAGAAAGACACAAGUGUGGUGUGGAAAGAGCUGCUACUGGCUGUCAUCGGGGAACAGUUCACAGACCAUACAGCAGAAGGGGACGAGGUUGUGGGUCUCAGCGUCAGUGUCAGGGAAAGAGAUGACAUCAUCCAGAUCUGGAACCAGAACGCGGAGGCAGCGGAAAAGGCCACCGUCGUCAGCAAGUUCAGAGAGCUGCUCCCAAAUACCAACUUCCCAACGUUGUUCUACAAGCCUCACCAAGCACACCAUGCCUUUGAGAAGGACAGGACAAAUUUUUACCGGAAGUGACAGGACAGUGGGAAGGGAAUGUGGGGCUGGGAAGUGGAAAAACUGUAUGACACACUGUGCUUCUUGUCUGCUGUCUUGGUGCAAUGCCUGAUCCUGAGGACCAAGAAGACUCCAACAUCAGGCCUGGUUUUUGUGGGCCGCGCCUCUGGUUUUCUUACAUAACCCUUAAAGGCCACAAGACAAGGCGAUUCUUUCCUUUUUUUGGUUCUUGGUCUUAAGACAGAAAAAGAUACAAUAACAACAAUACAACGGUUUUUCCUAGUACAUGUAGGUGCAUAAUAACUGAUAAAUAAAUGGUAAAUACUAAACAAAAAACUUUUAGUAUUGCUAAAUGACAAAGGGAACAAAGCACACUUACAAAAUGGUCUUCUUGUUAUUUUCAACAACUUCAGACAUGCAUCCAAAGAGACUAAUGGCUACAAAUGUGAGGCAAUGGUAAUUGGAAGUUUGUAGCGUCACCUGUCUCUGGGUUUAGACAUUUGAUGGGUAUUAGCAUAGAACUUUGUCCUUCAACAGGCCUUUUUAGAAUGUCUUAAAGGACCAAGGAAUACAGUAUGGCCUUAUGGCUCACAGAGUGUGUUAAAGGGAUGUCGGACGACUCGGACCAUUACCAACUCGGACCAGUCAACUCGGCCCAUCUGCCGGGACAACUCGGACCAUCCCCCUGACAGCUACUUAAUUGAUGUUUUUCCGAAAAUGUAAUCCCCAACACUAGUUUUGUAUGUAUACCGUUAUACUCUGAAAUGAGAAAACUGUAGGUUGGAUUGAUUGGAUUGUGUAAUUCAUCGGAACUUUUCGGUAUUCCAUGCGGCGCACAUUAGGUCAUUGACCCCAAAAUACGCAGUUUGUGUGGACACGUGGAUAUAUGUGAGGCGCUUCUAAUAGAGGACAGUAGUAAACUUUAUCAUUUCUUGCUCUUCGGAAUAGCUUUAGACAAAUAAGAUGUGGGUAUUGAUCAGAGAAUGAGUCAUUCUUGUUGAAGAUUAAUUGCUAAUCAAGAAUUUUUUUCAAGCCAACCGUGUCCACUUUGUUUUAAUAUCGCCGGCGCCCGCAGCACAUAUGAUACUAGAUCAAAGGACCGCCACUCUGUAUGGCCAGGAGACUUCUGAAGUUCUAAUAGUAGCAGCUGGGGACAAUCUUUAUAAUACUAGUACAAAUGUACCAAGAAAUAUCAAUUUUUUUUUUCAAAAGAUAAGUAAUUUGGUCCGACUUGUACAUGGGUGGUCCGAGUUGACCAGGGGGGUGGUCCGAGUUGACCAGAUUUUCAAUGGGCCGAGUUAGUAAUGGUCCGAGUCGUCCUGAUUCCGUGUCAAAGGUCACUGGAAGUUUGUAGCAUCCCCUGUCUCGGCUUAAAGAUGUCUGCUGGGACUUUGUGUAAAUGGUGUCCUUAGACUGACCUGCUUUGAAUGUCUUCAACAAUGAAAGAAAGUAAGAUUCAAGUUUUUUGUUCUCUCUUUAAAGUCCAAGAACCAUGGAAUUUGGUUGACGUGGCCUUAGCAUUAGUCUCUGUUCAGGGGAUAUUCCAAAUGACAACUGAUGUAGGAAAUUCCAAAUGACAACUGACGUGCGAAGACUCAGAUCAAAGACCGCAGAUAGCAUGCAGGAAAGACACUCAUAUUUGCCGCAAAUAAAAUCAUGUACCAAACAAGCGUUUUCUUCACAUUAAUCAUGAAAUAAGCCAAAUGGUUGGGAAGAAAAACAGCUUGUUGCCAUGAUUUUUUUGUCGCAAAUUCAUUUCAUAUGAAGUUUGAAGCAGGGUUAGGUUCUCUUUUAUGUAUAUAAAUAUCAGACAGUCUUUCUUUGUGGGAAAGUUGAAAUUUGGGGAUCUACAUGUCAACAAGCUGUGCUAUAUUUGUAAUUACUCAGAUGAUACUACUUCAUUGCAGGGUUACUCAUAUGAUUAGUUCACACUUUACUAUGUAUGCUGCUUGAGAUAAUGAGCUUCUGUCUACCAUUUUAAUUGUAACUAUGAGAAAAAAUGAUUUACAAAACUCGAAAGGCUGGGUUCUUGUAGAUGUUUCUGUUAUAUUUCUGUCUAGGAAUAAUUUCCGUCAGUUCAACAGUAUUUGAUAUUGGUUAGUGCAUGCAGAGUUUAUUUUAUGGAUGACAUCUGUGCUCAGAUUGAUUUUAAGAACUUACCCUAAAGAGCGUUUUCAGUCACUUUUCAUUUUAUUAAUAAAGCAGGCAGAUGCUGGUGGCCAUGAUUUGCAUUUUUAUGGGCCAGAGCACAAGUGUACAUGUACACAGCAUAAUUUAAUUUUGUUGGUAAUUCCUAAUGUAUUCUUCUGGUAUUCUUUGAGAGCGUCAGAGAUCAGAUUCUCUUAGAUGUCUGAAAACAUUUAAGCUACGAUUCCCCAAAGUUCUAAUAGCUGCAUCCGCCUAAUCUCCAAGCAGAUCCUACGGUAGCAUAAGAUGUCAGAAGAGUGAAGCCAGUGCAUAAGUGUCAGAAGCUGCCAGAGGAGUGAAGCCAACCCUGUUUUGAUAUCUUAUGCCACUGGUAAAUCUGCCGGGAGAUUAGCAUCCGCCACCGUGUUGGUGUCCCAAUGAUAUCACCUGAAAUGCUCGAGUCUAGAAGUUGCUAUAAGCCAUAGUUAUGUCAUGACUUUGUGAUUCCUAAGAUCAUAAAAGAAAACAUGUUUCUUGAAUCAUACUUAAGUUCAGAUUAUGUUAUCCAUAGAAUAAAUUUGGUGUAGCCAAGUGACCUUCCCGUUUUCAGGCGUCGAAAUCAACUUUUUAAUGUACAAUGUAUGUAUAUAUAUUCUACAAGGAGACACAGAGAGAAGAUACAAGUACUUGUCCAUGAGAUAAUUGAUUUAGAAGUGAAAUACAUGGAGUCAGCAAGAUGUCUGUGUAUAUGGAUAGACUACAUUGUGUACACCUGCUGUGUUUUGUCACUGAUGUAAUAAGAGAACUACAACUACCCCAUUUUGGUACCUCUUGAUUUCCAAUGUUUUUGUGUUGUAUUUGAUAGAUGCUUUUUACAUUCGUCAGAACCAACAAUAAGCUGUUUCAUGGUGUCAAGUUAGUCUCCAAGCAGAUCUUGCGGUAGCAUAAGAUAGUUCAUGUGUCAUAAGUUUGGAAAGGAGUUGAGUCGGCAGAGGAGUUUCAUUGGCCUUCGCUUAUCACUUAAGACUGACUUUCCUAUGUCAACUGCAGUUUACAUGGAGCCCUUCUCUGCUACAGUCUUCAAAGUUCUCGUUUGAAUAUUUGUGCCUGAGGAUUUGGCGCUCACCACCAGUUGCCAAGGAAACUCCUCUGCUGGCUAAACUCCUUCCCAAACUUAUGAUAUAUUCUUAUUCCACCGCAAGAUCUGCUUGGAGAUUACUGUAAAUGCAUUUAAGUUCGCGGUGGAUUUAAGUUCGCGAUAAGACCAUAGACUGCAGUCUAAUACCAUAAUAGAAAAAUGUUCGCGGUGGUUUUAAGUUUGCGGUGAAGUGGUCACCGCGAAAACCGCGAACAUUAAUCCACCGCAAACAUUUCUGCAUUUACAGUAGUUGUAUGUGCCCAUGCACAAUGUGAUGCACUGUGAGUAAUACAUGAUGUAAUACAUGUACAAAUUAUAAGGCCAGUGAGACAUAGACAAUAUGUGUCUUGACAUGUACAUGUAGCAAGCAUUUUCUAGACAAGAAUAGUUUACAGGUUAGGGACUUUCACCUUUGACUGUAUACAUGCAUAGUACUGCACAGUUCAAACAGUGAACAGGCUAGUUACUAGUAUCUGCCAUGCAAGGUGACUAAACUGGCAAGUUUUAUCCGUCUCGUCAGUUUCUGUGUGAAGCUCCCAAAAAUGUUAGCCAAGCCAUAAGAAUUGAACACAGCCUUUUGAAUGUAUUUAUUUUAAACCCAGAUCAUUGGAAUAAAAGUAAUAGUGUUAUUGUUUGCCUCAAA